AGGCGACGCUCGAGUGCAAAUGUGAGGUGACACCCGUUCUCCGCGAUGACAUUCCUUCAGUGGAGGAAGUUCAACUUCUUCGACGUUGCGCGCGACGGGGAUUUGAUCGAGACUUCGGAAACUGCCCGGCUGAAAGAUGCUCGCGUCACUGCUUGCGUUUCCGGAAGCGGACAAAUCGUUAUCGGUGAUGCGGCAGGAAAUAUUUACUUCAUCUCUAGAUCGCUGGAAGUGGCGUCGUUCAAGGCCUACAACCUGUGCACGUCGCAUAUUGUGGUUCAUCCGCAACACAACUACAUGAUCACCGUCGGCGAGGAUGAAGUUGGAAUAAACCCAUUGAUCAAAGUGUGGAGUCUUGAGAAGCAAGAUCCGCACACUGGGAAUCCGUUAUGUCGUCGAAUAUCGAGAGCUUUGCCGAACAACCGGCCCUUGGUUGCUACUGCUUUGGCUGUGGACCCUGAUCUCGUUAAAUUGGCUGUUGGUUUCGCGGAUGGAUCCGUGCUUCUCUCCCGAGGUGAUGUGACGCGUGAAAGAGGGAACAAGCAAAAGGUUUUCCGUGAGGGUGAAGCAGCUGUUACAGGCCUGGCAUUCCAAAAUACUGCGAGGACUACAUAUUUAUUUGUGGUCACUAAGGAUUCCGUGUGGUCGUACAACCUGGUUUCGAAAGACAAGGAAAUUAAAGUUCAAUUGGACGAUUUUGGAGUACCUUCGAAAUGCGUUGCGCUGGCGGACGGUCGUCAUGAACAUCACCUUAUCCUUGGACACAAGGAUGCGGUGUACUGCUACUCCCCGGACAGCAGAGGCUCCUGUUUCGCCUUCGAAGGAGAAAAGCUGAUGCUUCAUUGGUUUAAGGGCUACUUGAUUGUGGUUACGAGACAGGAUGCUGACAAACGACCAGGUGACAUCGUGAGCGAUGAACGAACGACGAUCUUACCAGCUGGCUCAACGGGAAUCACUGAGAAGCAUAUGGUGAAGAUCUAUGAUCUGCAAAAUCGACUGGUUGCACACGAAGGUCCAGUCGGACCCGGAGCAGUAGUCGGAGUGGUUUCGGAAUGGGGAUCCGUUGUGAUAGUUAUGGAUUCCGGAAAGCUGAUACGCUUGCUGGAGCGAGAAGUGUCAGCUAAACUAAACUUGCUUUUCAAGCGGAAUCUGUAUGACGCAGCCAUCAAACUAGCGAAAGGCUGUGGUUACGACGCGGAAGGACUGGCUGACAUUUUCAGAAUGUAUGGAGACCAUUUGUACUCGAAAGGGGAGUUUCGCGCAGCUGCGGCUCAGUACGCUAGAACCGUGCGCCGUUUGGAACCCGCCUACGUGAUCAGGAAAUUUUUGGAUGCUCAACGAAUUCAGGAGCUGACUUUGUAUCUGAAUGCUUUGCACGACGCCGGAGCAGCGACAAGAGACCAUACAACGCUUUUGCUCAAUUGCUACACUAAACUGAGGGAUACUGAGAGCUUGGACCAGUUUGUGGCGUCGGACGGCCCAGGCGUGAAUUUCGACGUCGUCACGGCGAUUCGUGUUUGCCGACAAGCUGGAUACUUUAAGCAUGCCUUGGCCCUGGCUCGAAAGCAUAGAGUCCACGACCUUUACCUGAAAAUCCAGUUGGAUGACCACGGAGAUUACAAGGAGGCAUUGGAUUAUAUCGCAAAACUGCCUUUUGCUGCGGUGGAGUCAACCAUGAAGAAAUACGGCGGGAUGUUGAUGGAGAAGCAUCCGGACGAGACGGCGGCUUUAUUGCAAGCUCUGUGUACUGACUAUCGUCCGACCGCGUCUUCUUUUAUAUCCUCCGAAGCAGCGAAUGAGAGCGGAUGUAGAGCGGAUGCUGAAGAAUUCUUGCAUGUUUUUACUCAUCAUCCGUCUCACCUCAAGCUCUUCUUGUUGGAAGUCGAAAAGGUCGUGCGAGAAAUGCCACCCGCGUUGUACAGCGCUCUGUUGCAAGUGUAUCUUCAAGAAUGGACAUUUUCUAAUGAGAUGAAAGACGCGGAUUCCAUCACGCAAGCGAAAAAUGCUGCGGUUGAUCUUCUGCACAACAAGUGGUCGCUCAUGGACAAAGAUCAAGCAUUGAUUCUCUGUCAAAAUGCGUCCUUCAAGCCGGGCAUUGUCUUUUUCUACGAGCGCUCUGAAUUGUACAGUGAAAUCCUGAAGUUAGAGGCAAGCGAAGGGAAUUACGUGGGCGUCGUGGCAGCAUGUAAGAGAUUUGGACCGCGAGACCCGUAUUUGUGGGUACACGCGUUGGAAAUAUUUGCCCCGGCGUCCGGACUUCCGGAAAGUUUGCUGAACGAGGUGCUAACUCAGAUCGAGCGAGGGAAGCUAUUAUCUCCGAUCAUGGUGUUGGAGAUGCUGUCGUCGUCUCCUACAAUAUCCCUGGGGAUGGUCUCGUCUUACCUGACUCGAGCUCUGGAAGCCGAACGCGGGAAGAUUAGCGAGAGCGAGCAGCUUAUUGAGCAAUAUUCCGCAGAAACGGAGAAAAUGAAAGCCGAAAUAAAUCUCAUCAGGACUUCGGCCACAGUAUUCCAAGACACGAAAUGCCAUGCGUGCAAUCACCGCCUAGAAUUACCGUCGAUUCAUUUUCUGUGCAAGCAUUCGUUUCAUCAGAGUUGCUUUGAAAGCUAUUCGGAUAACGACGCGGAAUGUCCAGCGUGUGCCCCGGAGAACCGCAAACUGCGCGACGUGAUCGGUGCCCAGGAGAGUGCGACAGCGACGGACGACGAUGCCGGCAUUUUAAACGACAAGCUGAAUGAGAAAUUCUUUGAGCAGCUUGCGCGUGCCGAAGACGGGUUCUCUGUCAUCGCGGAGUACUUUGGACGAGGGGUCUUCAACAAGGUCACGGUUGUCGCCGAUCAGAUUGCGGGCACUAGGAAGGCGACCACCCCGUCACUUGCCGCCUCGUCCGCCUUUGGUGCUGAUCCGAGUCGGCCGGGUGGCGGUUAUUCAGCCGCCGGGUUGAGCUCAAGUGACACGACUCAGCGACAGAGCGAGGGCAGAGUGAGAGCAGCCGAGGGGAACAGGAUCAAGGGUCUGGAGUCCGUGUCUGAAGCCCGGUUGCGAGGGGCAGAGGGUGGCAGGGGUUCCGCGGAACCUGUUGCGGGUGCUUCUGAGGCCAGGUUGCGAUCUGAUGAGAGAAGAGCAGGAGCUGGGGACGGUGGGGGUGCCAGAGCUGGAGAAGCCCGGUUGCGGCUCCACGAGGGGACAAAUGUGAAGUUGCUCAGUGCCGUACGAGCAAACCCCGAGAACCCGAAUUCCCUGUCGUCCAACUUGGACCACCAAGGAGGGACAAGGGAACGACUUGGGGAUCGGCGGAGUCCGGAUGUGGUGGUUGCGAGCAGCACCCGGGUUCCUCGGGUGGAAGAGAGAACGAGUUUGGAGGCAGCUGCGGUCGCAACGCAUGAUAAAUCUGAGAAGAUCAGGAAUCCGUUUGAGGAGGACGAAGAUUAUGAUGAAUCUCUGAAUCCGUUCGCGGAUGAGGGUGUAAAUGAGCUGGAGCGGGGGAGUGAUGGGGAUUCAUACAAUGAUGAGUUGAAUCCGUUCGGCGACUCCUGAGGUAUUCCCUCCCACUUCGCUUUUAUUCCUCCUUCCGGUGCUGCUUGCAUUCCCUGUCGAAUGUAUUCUAGGAAAGACGGAGUUUUUAUUUAUUUAAAUGGCUAAUGUCAUGGAAUUUCCUCAGUUCAAAGAAAUUACAGUACAGAAAUCCUGUGCAUACCUUCUGUAGACUCGGAAGAAAGCCUUCACGCCAUCAGGGAAAAUUGGAAUCCCGUUUUUUUCCUUAAUCUCGUGCCACAGAUCGCAUUUGUUGAUGACUCAACGCUGUUUGCAGGUAGUACUUGCGGGUGUCGAUGAAAGGCUUUCUACUCACUGCGUUGAGUACAUAUUUUGGUGUGUGCGCGCGUCAUUGCGAAAAUUGCUUGAAGGAACAGUAUAAAUGCAUUGCUUUGCGGGGAA
Messenger RNA from Notodromas monacha, 3933 nucleotides. The record is from the annotation of a GenBank genome assembly. NCBI's taxonomy places the organism in Eukaryota, Metazoa, Arthropoda, Ostracoda, Podocopida, Cyprididae.